GAGUGACGUUGACCUACCCAAGUGGAAAGCGAAGAUCGUUUUGCUAGGCUUUUAAAUCAUUCGUAAUUAUGCUCCUUCUCAAAACUACGGCGUUAAUGAUAUUAUUCGUUUUAACCAAUGUCAAGUGCCAAACAUUCACGGAUAUUCCACCAGAAGAUUACACCACGAGAAGCAGCCUUGAUGACUGUGUCGAUCGCUUCUACACCAACAAGAGUUAUGUCUUUUUUACAUCAGUGCACAAUGGAGAUCCAGUUCAACCGGGCGAGUAUAGUGCUUUUGCCGCCAUUGGAUGGACUCGCAGUUCGUCGAAGAUAGAUUAUUUCUGCGGUGGGACGUUGAUCACGUUGAACUACGUUCUGACGGCCGCCCACUGUGUGGUGGACGGCGAACAACAGCCACCAGAUACGGUUAGACUCGGAGACGUUGAUCUAUUCCAUUCCGAGGGUGAUGAAAAUGCUCAGCAAAUCGCGAUCAAGCGCUUCCUCAAACAUCCAGACUUUAGAGCUGCACGAGCUUACCACGAUAUUGCCUUGAUAGAAUUGGAACAGGCCGUCAAACCGGGAAUGUUCGUUUGCUCGGCUUGUCUUUGGACUGGGUUGGAUUUGAACUUCGACAGCUUAACGGUGAUGGGAUUUGGAUCGACUAAUUUUAGUUCAGGUUCGAGCCCUGUUCUACUCAAAGCUGAACUAGCUCCGCUGGGAGCAGUGGAAUGCACCGAUCGAUUCCCGAAGCAUCGUAAAAUAGCGGACGGUAUACUGGAAAGUCAAUUCUGCGCUGCUGCACCGAACCAGGAUGCCUGUCCGGGUGAUUCCGGUGGUCCGAUUCUGGUGGAUUUGGUUGACCCUUUUGGUGCCAAGAAGAAGAUUCCAUUCGUAGCAGGAAUCAUCUCGAUUGGAACGGGUUGCAGUGCUGGAUCAAUGGGACUGUAUACGAGAGUUGCAUCCUACAUAUACUGGAUCCAGAAGGAGACGGGUGCUUCGUUUGACCCUAAGCAAUGUGCCAGAGAUACGGAAUGCGUGUCACACUAUAAGGACAUCCAAAGUUCCGUUCAGUAUCCGUUGGUUGCCCCCGAUUUUCGCGUAGACCUGAUGAACGAUGAAAGCGAUGUCGCCAUCUGUGGAGGUGCGCUAAUAGACUACCGGCACGUCAUCACUUCAGCUGAUUGUGUGUCGGGACCAAACAAACCUACUUUUGUGUUGCUGGGAACCGAUCGAGCGAACAUAUCGGAUAUUACGCUACACCCUGAAUCGCAAAGGGAACAAAAUAACUUGGCUGUUGUUACGUUAGAACAAUUUAUCAACUUUGAGACGACCCGUAAGUUCGCUGGUCCCGCAUGCCUGUGGAAGAAGGACUUCAUUCCAGAGAAGAAGGUCUUCGUGUCGGCCAUCCGACCGGAUGAUCGGAAGCAAUUGGUUGUUAAUGCAACUAUCACUCAGGAUGAUCUGUGUAAAGAAGGUCUAAUCUGUGCGAUGAAUAGGGAGAAUUUGAUUCCGGAUACUUGUACGUACGGGCUCGGAGGUCCCGUAACUAACUAUCAUUCCAAAAUCAAAGUCUAUAUUCCAUUCCUGUACGGUGUGAACACGGAAGGUUCUAGCUGUGGAGGACGUGGAAAUCGAUUCAAAGCAGUAGCUACAGCUCAACACUACACCUGGAUCGAGUCCGUAGUAUUGAAACACAUCAUUGAGGCUCUAGAUUUGCAAGUACCGUCAUCUCAGCAUGAAUAUUUUGUGGACAAUCCGUGCCUUCCAGCAACUGGGGGUGGCUUGGGGCGAUGUGUUCCGGCCGAAGGCUGUCAACGGUUAAUGAAGGAGCAUCGUCAAGGUUUGGCAAAGAUCAAGACUUGUGCGUUCGAGGGACACCAGCCGAUCGUCUGCUGCCCCAAUAGUUAUUUGUAAUUCACAGUGAUGGUUUUUAACAUGUGCUUUUAUUUAUUUUUGGAAAUAUAUAGAC
Molecule: messenger RNA, 1950 nt
Organism: Ochlerotatus camptorhynchus
Lineage: Eukaryota; Metazoa; Arthropoda; Insecta; Diptera; Culicidae
Product: ovochymase-2-like
Exons: 6
Coding region: 69-1895 (608 amino acids)
Biological process (GO): proteolysis
Molecular function (GO): serine-type endopeptidase activity
Source: RefSeq, a predicted model, not a curated record